This is a messenger RNA of Ctenopharyngodon idella (grass carp), 4684 nucleotides long. RefSeq names its product diacylglycerol kinase theta. The transcript is spliced from 24 exons. NCBI's taxonomy places the organism in Eukaryota, Metazoa, Chordata, Actinopteri, Cypriniformes, Xenocyprididae. The record is from RefSeq and is a predicted model, not a curated record. Gene Ontology annotation, molecular function: ATP-dependent diacylglycerol kinase activity. The coding region runs from base 532 to 3318 and encodes 928 amino acids. Gene Ontology annotation, biological process: lipid phosphorylation; diacylglycerol metabolic process; intracellular signal transduction.
GAAGCUCGUGUGUGUGUGUUUCUCUCUCUGGCCGGAGCUAUACUACAGGCGGAAGUUACAGGCGCUUGUGUUGGUGAAAAUCUCCUCUGCUGACUGCUGAGAAAGUGAAAAUCAUCGUAUAUGUUAAGCAGCAGGCGUUUUAUAACGAUUAAACCUCAGAGCAUCAUAUAUGUGGACGCGGUGGCUUUAUUUUUCCCUCCUGCAAUUGCAGACUGCUGGUUGUCGUCGGUAAAGGCAGACUGGCAUAUUUAUUGAGUUUGAUGUCUGGUAUGGUCAGAUAGUGAAGCUCUCAUAGUAACUAACACGCACUUUGAUUGGAACGUUCAGACAUUCUGUUACAUUGAUUCAUUGUAGCGCGUUUCCGACUCUUGUUGAUACACAGUAGCGGGAGAGAAGAAACAUUCACUUUAUUCAGUGAUGACUCGAUUGGGUUUAACAUAACUGGUAAAUCACAUAUGUGACUUCCACAACAACCAAUCUUGUGGAGCCUUUUCUCUUGGCGUUUUGCGCUGGAUUAUCAUUGGAACUGAGAUGGCAGACAGCGGUCGGGUGAAGCACGACAGCCCGAGCUCGAGCCCUGGACCCGGGAGGAAAAAGGUGCAGCAGUCGCCCGGUUCAAAGGCGCGGUACUGUGUCCACGCUCCCGGGCACUGUUUUCGGAAAGUGACCCUGACCAAACCGACCUUCUGCCAUCACUGCAGCGACUUCAUAUGGGGGAUUGUUGGAUUUGUUUGUGAAGUGUGUAACUUCAUGUCACAUGAGAAGUGUUUGAAGCACGUCAGGACCGUGUGUUCUUGUAUGGCUCCCACGCAAGUUCAGAUUCCUGUAGCACAUUGCUUCGGUCCCGCUGGUCAGAAGAAGAGGUUCUGCUGUGUUUGCCGGAAGCAUCUGGAAGGCAGUUCGGCUCUGCGCUGUGAAGUGUGUGAGCUACAUGUCCACAGCGACUGUGCACCGUUCAGCGUUAGCGAUUGUCGUUUCUGCCACCAAGAUGGAGGGCAAGACAUUGAUACGUACCAGCACCACUGGCGGGAGGGCAACAUGUCCUCAGGUGCCCGCUGUGAGGUCUGCCGUCGUACCUGCAGCUCCUCAGACGUCCUGGCUGGCAUGAGAUGUGAGUGGUGCGGCAUUACGGCACAUGCGUCAUGUUACAUAAUCAUCUCCUCGGAGUGCAGUCUGGGACGACUGCGGAACAUGAUUCUUCACCCCAGCUGCGUGUGGAUCUGCUCACGGAACUUCAGCAAGAUGCACUGUUACAGGAUCUCAGAGAAUUCCCAGCACGGAGAGAUGGAUAACCUGGAUGAUGUCGAUACUCAGAGUCCGGUAACAUUAAAGGAGAAUCAACCUACAGGAUCACCUGACACGGGUAAACAGACUCUGAAAGUUUUCGAUGGUGACGAUGCAGCUAAGCGCAAUCAGUUUCGUUUGGUUUCAAUCCCUCGAAUAAUCAAGAAUGAGGAAGUGGUGGAAGCAGCGCUCAGAGCGUUCUACAUUCCAGAUGAACCGCAGGAUUAUGAGCUACAGAGUUACGGUCAACAGGGACUGUUUACAGAUGACAUCAUCAACCGUAAUGGCAGCCCAGACAACAAGCCCGUUUUUAAGGACACCAUGUCUGAUUCUUGGGUGCUCAGAGCAAAACCCAGAGAAACAGAGGUGGUGAAGAUUUACCACCGCUGGCAAAAGGUUGGAGUCAUCUACAUCUCAGUGACUGCUGGGAAAAACAGCAUGGUAGACACAGUCAUAAAGGAUGUGCUCUCACAACUAGGAAAACAGAAUGACAACCCUGCUGACUUUAACCUUGUAGAAGUUUUCAUGAGCAGCAAACAAGUUCAACGGCAAGUCCUCAGCGGUCAGGAGCUUUUACUGGACAAACUGCUGGAGAUACGGAAGACAUCAUUGCGACAGAUGAAUCAGACACGGUUUUACAUCGAGGAAAGCAGGAAUCGAGUGGUGCAGGUCAGUCUGCUCUUGGGAGGCUUUCCGACACAACUCGACAAAGAGGAAUACGCACACCUGCUGUCCGAACACCUCGCCAUCAAAAGUCACUUGGUCACUAUCACUCACGUGUAUGCUGAACAAGGUGCUGUGGUUCUGCAGAUCAGCUGUUUCUCAGAGGCAGAGAGGAUUUACAUGCUGGCCAAAGACAUCAGCAUCAGUGGCAAACAGCUCUACUCACUUGUCAUACCUGAGAUCACGCAAAGCAAGCUGGCCAAAGGAAGCUGCCCCCUGCUGGUCUUUGUCAACCCUAAAAGUGGAGGACUAAAGGGCAGAGAGAUCUUAUACAGUUUCCGGAAACUUCUAAACCCUCACCAAGUGUUUGAGCUGACCAGCGGAGGACCACUUCCUGGGCUGCAUGCUUUUAGGGACGUCCCUCACUUCCGUAUCCUGGUGUGUGGAGGAGACGGCACAGUGGGAUGGGUGCUGGGGGUUCUGGAGUCCAUCCGACAUAAGAUUGCCUGUCCUGAGCCAGCGAUCAGCAUCAUACCGCUGGGCACAGGGAACGAUCUGGCUCGGGUGUUGCGAUGGGGGGCGGGCUACAGCGGCGAGGACCCCUACAACAUCCUGGUGUCUGUGGACGAGGCAGAGGAAGUGCAAAUGGACCGCUGGACAAUUCUUCUGGACGCACAGGAAAUGACAGAGGACGGCAAAGAGAACGGCUUCCUAGAGCCGCCCAAGAUUGUGCAGAUGAAUAAUUAUUUUGGGCUGGGAAUUGAUGCUGAACUGAGUCUGGACUUUCAUCACGCACGUGAGGAGGACCCAGAUAAGUUUAAUAGCAGGUUCCACAAUAAAGGUGUGUACGUGAAGGUGGGCCUGCAGAAGUUGAGUCACACACGAAACCUUCAUAAAGACAUCAGACUACAAGUGGACAAACAGGAUGUGGAACUGCCCAGUAUAGAGGGACUGAUAUUCCUCAACAUUCCCAGCUGGGGUUCUGGUGCUGACCUGUGGGGUUCAGACAGUGACUCUCGGUUUGGGAGGCCCAGAAUAGAUGAUGGGAUGCUGGAGGUUGUGGGAGUUACUGGUGUGGUGCACAUGGGUCAGGUUCAAAGUGGGCUGCGCUCUGGGAUUCGUAUCGCUCAGGGCAGCUAUAUUCGCAUCACUGUGACCAAACCCAUUCCAGUGCAGGUGGAUGGGGAACCCUGGAUACAAUCACCCGGACAGAUCAUCAUCUCAGCCGCGGGACCAAAGGUGUGCAUGUUAAGAAAGUCCAAAACCAAGCAGAAGAAACAAUCCGGCAGUUUGAAGGAAGGCCGUUCCGACAGUCCAGCUCCCAGUGAUGUGACUGGUCAGCCCUCCUCCUCCAGUGGUAUGGAUUCAUGAGGCUGGCCUUAGAUUUUGUAUGUAUGAUCAAUUAGACGCUCCACUUCCCAUCAGGCAUGCAUUAUUGCCAGGCUGUUGCAGGGCGCAGCCUCAGCCACCUACGGGGGGCAACUGUCUUACCUCAUCUACCUCGUCUCACCGGCACACAUCACUCCGAGAAUCAAGUUCCGCCAAGCUCUUCCAAAGACUUGCGCCUGCUUUUCUUCCUGCACUUCAUGGAUCAUGUCUGGGAAUGAUGACGAAUAUGAAAAUCUGACCAAGUGCAUUUGAUCUUAUAUAGUAUGACCAAUGGUUUAGGUCGCAUUGUCAUUUUUCUUCAGAAUAUGCUAUCUUAUCUCGCCAAUUCGCCCUCUCUCGUGUCGUUCAUUUGCCAGAAGUGUGUACAGUGGUGAUUUCUGCAUUAGUUGUGCCUGUUGCCAUGACAACCCUCGGGUUAACGUGCUGUUCUGUGGUGUGGUUUGGCCCGAGCUCUGCGUAUAGUGCCUCAUAUAAGUGCUUCAAGAACUUCUGCAGUUUUGCCGUACGUGUGCGUUUAACUCCAUGCCGUUCUGCUGGUUCAGUGACUAUGAAGUAGAACCGUGCUAUUCUAGGUCCUUUAGAGCUGAUGUGCCUCCUAAUAGGGUAAAUCUCACGAAAAUGAGUCACAUAUUAGCCCAAAAAUCAAAUUACCACAAAAAAAGUCAAAAUUCUUUGCAUUUUGACUUUUUUUUUUCCAUGACAAUUAAGGAUAUUUUUUUACCCCAACUCUCCAAUGCAUUUGGAAUUGUUUUUUUUUCUUUUUCUUUUGUAAUACGCAUAAUUCCCACUGGUUAUUGUCAUUAGAUUCUCCUUAGUGUAGAUGCUUUUUUUUUUUUUUUAUGAUUUUGAAAAACUUACAGUUGGAAUUUUUAUUUAUUUGUGUUAAUUAAAGGCAGUACAACAAUGACUACAGUUGUGUAUAAAUACUUGACAGUAUCAUGAAAAUAACAUCAAAAUAUCUUUAAGCAUUUCUUUUGAUUUUGGGAUGAAAUAUGACCUGGACAUGAUCUUGACAGGUUUCGUGAGAUUCACCCAAUAACUUUGUUUGGUCAAAACUGUUUAAAGUUAUUUUACCUCCUUGCGUUAUUAAAGUUUUAUUCUUACUUCUUGUAAAGUGGGUUAGAAUUAAUGUUCUGAGAUCUAUAUAGAUGUAUAUUUUUGGAGAUAAAAUGUUUUUAAUUUGGUCUGUAAAGAUAUUGCACUGAUUGUACUGUUUUAAAGAUGUUUUUAAGUGUACAUUGUGUUUAAUGAAUAUCAAAUAACUAAAUGUAUAGAUAUAUCAAAAAGGUGUAUAACAGAUGGAUGUGUCCAAUGACAAAAAAGACAUAAAUUUGGACUUUUUAAUACA